Messenger RNA from Penicillium brevicompactum, 3597 nucleotides. Its product is annotated as HECT-type E3 ubiquitin-protein ligase. Gene Ontology annotation, biological process: protein polyubiquitination. Gene Ontology annotation, molecular function: ubiquitin protein ligase activity. The record is from RefSeq and is a predicted model, not a curated record. Lineage: Eukaryota; Fungi; Ascomycota; Eurotiomycetes; Eurotiales; Aspergillaceae. The coding region runs from base 1 to 3597 and encodes 1198 amino acids. The transcript is spliced from 2 exons.
AUGCCGUCUCGAUCUGACCGUCUUCCACCCAUCCCUCCGAUCUCGAAUUCUACCACCGUCGCCAUUCCUCUUCGCCCUGCACAACACCCCGGAUUGGAGAGUAGCCCGCGCCGUCCAGUUCGGCCCCGAGAUGCUCCAAAUAUGGCUCCUUUAAGUGGCAGCGCGCCUAAGAACCCGCAUCAUCAAGGACAUUCACGGUCUAUCAGCAAUCCGUUCGCGGGGUUUGGACGAAAGCGGGACAAGACACCUGUCAAUCAUGAAGCCUGGGACUCGGAUGAUGAUGACGAUGAUGAGGUGACCUUCUCUCAGGAACCCCAGUCAACGAGUCCCCGGAAAGGCGGUCAUCGUGGAGGAUCUGCGAAUGAUCUCGCCGAGGGGAAAUGCCAGACAUGCGAUGCCACUGUGCGGUGGCCCCGAGAAUCGACCGUUUUCAGAUGUACGGACUGUUUGAUGGUUACGGAUCUUGCACCAGAAGCCCACGAGUCGAGGGAUGUGGAUGAUCAUAGCCGAAGAGCUCCUCCAGGGUCUCAAGGCCAGCCAUCUAAGCUGGCUAAGAAAGUACUUCCUUUGUCUGCCAAUCAGACCCGAGGGAUGAUUGCUGGAUGUCUCAAUAUCUACUUUGAUAGUCUCUUGGACAAUGGCUCUCGGUCAUGGGUCUCGCUGGACGACGACAAAUACGAAAAGCCGCUGCCCGAUUUACCGCCAUUACAAGAUCACGAGUCUGGCCCAAACCAUCUGUUGGUUCCACCUGCUGGAAAUAAUCGAACCCGUAGUGCAUCUCAGUCAAGUGACCUCGAAAAAGAUGUCUCGUCGAAGGAGAAUGUGACUUGCUUGACCCCGCAGGCUGUCCGAUGGGAGGGGGAUGACACGCGCGCCAGAGCUCGUGCCAACUCUGACCACAACCCACCGGCAAAGCCAGAUGCUCAUCCACAAAGCGGCCCACAACCUGCAAAAGCAGGGCCCCAAAGCCGUCAUCCCCGGCCAUAUGUCUUUGAUGCCUUGGAAAAUAGCAUCAUAGAUGCUUUCAAGGGUUGCGAAUGUCUGAAUGAAUCUUUCACGACCCAUCCUCCGCCUCGUUCAGCUCGAUCGGCUAGCAGCGGUAACCCACCCAGAAUGAGGAUGGAAUCAAUUACCAUGCCCGAGCCAGCAGCAGAUGCACCUGUAUUUGAACCAGAUGCCAAAACUUUGCUCUUGGGUGAUGUGACUGAGAACUCGGCUUGGUGGAUGAACGAGUGGGCAGAGGCUGAAGGUCAGAACCCUGCAUACAGCAAAGAAAAAAGCAGCCCAUCAAAAUCCCGGAUGGUAUCCUCGCGGAGCCCUCGCAUCAACUGGACAGAGGUGGGCCAAUGGUACCACUCUGUGCUGUCUGCAGGGAGCUCUUGGUCAGAGCAAUGGGCGGCCAAAAAGCCUGACCCAACACGCUCAGAAGCGGAUUUGAUAAGGGCUAAAAGAUGGGCAGCUAUUGACCCGUCGUUGGUUGGUCGAAAGAUCAGCGAGUCUCGUUCGCACUUGCAACGCACGCUUUUGAAGGCCACCGAGAACCUUCUCAAGAGGCCGCGUCGCGUGUUAAAACGACCGGAAGAUACCCGGUUCCUGUUCAUCUUGUUGGCGAAUCCCAUUUUGUCUUCACCCACAUCUUACCCCCAGCACACAAUGCCCUCGGCUUCACACCGAGAAGAAAGGCGGCCGUCACACCCAAAAGACUACCCAAAGCCAGGAGCUAGAGAUGGAAAACAUCCACCCAAAGAGCCGCCAAAGGCACCUGCUCGUCAAGAGAGCCUCAAUCAUCACUAUGGGCUUGUGAAACGAAUCCUGGGCCUCAUGUCAAACUUGCCUAAUGACUGCCAUCACUACUUUGUGUCAUGGGCCUCGCGGUUUUCUGUGAGGCAUUUUGAACGACUAGUGGAGCUAGUUGGUGGCUUCCUUGCAUACCGACUAAGUCGCCAGCAUGGCCGAAAGCGCCCAGAGAAACCACAAAGUGGAGAUGAUCUGAUCCCCAGCUUUGCUAGUGCAUCGGGGAAUACACCAGCCGAGCUCCAUGCUGCUAUCAAUCGAAGGGGUCCGAACAAAAAGCCCGUCAAGAAAACAGAAGCCCCCAUAGUGUACACAGAGGACUGGCAAAUCAGAGCAGCAGCUAGGGUCAUGUCGCUCUUCUUUUCGGCAAACAUCUCCACCGCCACGAAGAAGUCUGACGGGUCUCCGCGCAGCCUUGAAUCCCCCAAGAAUCCAGGUCCUCGUCAGGGCCACAUUGUGCCCAUCAGUACAUUCUACAGCACUUUACUGGAUUACUCGGAUCUUGUGGCCGAUUUCGAGACCUGGGAGUCGAAAAGCUCGAAGUUCUCGUUCUGCCAGUAUCCAUUCCUGCUCAGCAUAUGGUCCAAGAUCCAUAUCAUGGAACAUGAUGCUCGCCGUCAAAUGGAAGCAAAGGCGCGCGAUGCUUUCUUUGAUAGCGUUCUUGGCCACAGAGCUGUCAGUCAAUACCUUGUGUUGAAGGUACGACGCGAGUGUCUGGUUGAAGACAGUCUCAAGGGAGUGAGCGCGGUCGUUGGCACUGGACAAGAAGAAAUCAAGAAGGGUCUCCGGAUUGAGUUCUUGGGCGAAGAGGGCAUUGACGCAGGUGGUUUGCGGAAAGAAUGGUUCCUCUUACUCGUCCGAGAGGUCUUCGAUCCACACCACGGUCUCUUCAUCUACGACGAUGAUUCGCAGUAUUGCUAUUUCAACCCCUACUGUUUCGAAUCUUCCGAGCAGUUCUUCUUGGUUGGAGUUCUUCUGGGCCUGGCCAUCUACAACUCUACAAUUCUCGAUAUUGAUCUUCCUCCGUUUGCAUUCAAGAAGUUGUUGGCGUCGGCACCGUACAGCGGUGGCCUACAAACAUCAACCUCGCGCUCAAGCUUCAAAUGCACACUGGAAGAUCUCGCUGAAUAUCGACCAGUCCUCGCCAAAGGACUGCGAGGUCUAUUAGAGUUCGAAGGCGACGUUGCUGAAACCUUCUGCUAUGACUUUGUCGCACAGACUGAUCGCUACGGCGAAAUUGUCAAUGUGCCACUUUGCCCCAAUGGCGAAAAUCGACCUGUGACCAACUCCAACCGGCGCGAAUUCGUUGACAUGUAUGUGAGCUACCUCCUCGACUCAGCCGUAGCUCGGCAAUUCGAGCCUUUCAAACGCGGCUUCUUUACUGUGUGCGGUGGAAACGCACUGUCGCUAUUUCGACCAGAGGAAAUUGAACUCCUCAUCCGUGGCUCAGACGAACCACUCGACGUGAAUUCUCUCCGGGCCGUGGCCACAUAUGACAACUGGUCCCACUCACGACCAGAAACUCUCCCCGUGGUCCGAUGGUUCUGGGAAUUCUUCGAAAACGCACUGCCUCAAGCGCAGCGCAAGAUUCUGUCGUUCAUCACCGGCAGUGAUCGAAUCCCCGCGAUGGGAGCUACGAGUCUUACAAUUCGCCUUGCUUGUCUUGGUGAUGAGACUAGUCGCUACCCGAUUGCCCGUACCUGUUUCAACACACUGGGUCUGUACCGCUACUCUUCUCGUGAGAAAUUCCAGCAGCUCCUGUGGGAUGCUGUUGUCAAUAGCGAAGGAUUUGGGCUGAAGUGA